Messenger RNA from Hypanus sabinus (Atlantic stingray), 4039 nucleotides. It is a transcript of the gene slc30a5, whose product is annotated as solute carrier family 30 member 5. The coding region runs from base 338 to 2653 and encodes 771 amino acids. NCBI's taxonomy places the organism in Eukaryota, Metazoa, Chordata, Chondrichthyes, Myliobatiformes, Dasyatidae. Gene Ontology annotation, molecular function: zinc ion transmembrane transporter activity. Gene Ontology annotation, cellular component: membrane; Golgi apparatus. Gene Ontology annotation, biological process: intracellular zinc ion homeostasis; transmembrane transport; zinc ion transport. The record is from RefSeq and is a predicted model, not a curated record. The transcript has 16 exons.
GGGAGGUCAGGAGACUGCAGGGCCGGAAUACCGGGAGCUGGAGAGAGGACGGCCGGGAGGGGGCGGACGGCGGAGACGAUCGUCAAGUCGGUUGCUAGGUGGCGCCGAAGUUGCCCUUUGUGGUGGUUGUGAAAAGCUGCCGCUCACAUUCUGGGGUUUCCCGGUGCCAUUGGAUGACGUGGCUGCUGGCCCGGCUGGGAAUCCGGGGGCAGUCUCUGACACUCGGGCCUGGGACGGCGACGCCGUGUGUUGGAACAGCCGGGCGGUGAGAAUCAUGUUGUGAGGAGGACCCCGAGAAAGCCACAGGCAGCCUCCUCUCCCCAGGCGGAGAGCAAGGAUGGAGGAGAAGUACAGUAGCAACAUCAUCUCCAACGCCCGCUUGGGCCCUGUGGAUGUGCCCGACUCCAGGUUAACUCGGUAUAUUACACUGCUGUGCCUGGCUAAGUUCCUGAAGGUUGUUGGAAUUUUUGAAUCUUAUGAUCUCCUUAAAGUUGUACACAUUGUUCAGUUUGUCUUCAUAGUUCAACUAGGGUCUGCAAUAUUCUUGGUUUUGUUCCAAAAACCAUUUUCUUCAGGCAAGCCAAUCUCAAGACGGCAGUGGAUCAAGAUUGGCAAACAUGCAUUUGGUGGCUGCAUUAUUUUGUUGUUGUGGUUCUUUGGGCUCACACUUUGUGGACCAUUGAGAACAAUACUUCUUUUUGAGCAUAGUGACAUUGUGGUCAUUUCACUACUUGGUGUGCUGUUUACAAGCUCUGAAGGAACCCCAGCAAAGACAAGAGGAACUGCAUUCUUCAUAAUUGCUGUUAUUUGUUUGUUAUUAUUUGACAAUGAUGACUUAAUGGCCAAGAUGGCUGAACACCCUGAGGGACAUCAUGACAGUGCUUUAACCCAUGCACUAUAUACAGCUAUCUCUCUUCUUGGAGUUGCAGACCACAAGGGCGGGGUUUUACUGCUUGUGAUAUCGUUAUGUUUCAAAGUUGGCUUUCAUACAGCCUCCAGGAAACUCUCUGUAGAUGUUGGUGGAGCAAAGCGUCUCCAUACAUUGUCUACUCUAAUGUCGGCCCUGUUACUGUUUCCAUGGGUGGUCAUAUUGACUGCAACCACAGAGAGUAAAGUGGAAUCCUGGUCUUCCCUUAUCAUGCCAUUCGGGACAAUCAUCUUCUGUGUUCUAAUAUUGGACUUCUAUGUGGAAUCUAUUUGUUCAGCUAAGAUCGAAGUUUCAAAGUGUGCACAAUAUGGCUCAUUUCCAGUCAUCUUUGGGGCCCUACUUCUUGCUAAUUUCUGGACACAUCCAAUAACUGAUCAGCUACGUGUGAUCAACAAACAAACCCUGCAGCAUAGUACUGAACAUGUAUUGUCAGGUGGAGUUUUGGUUAGUGCUAUUUUCUUCAUACUAGCUGCCAACAUAUUAUCCUCGCCUUCCAAGAAAGGUCAGAAAGGUACUCUGGUUGGUUACUCACCUGAAGGUACCCCACUGUAUAAUUUCAUGGGUGAUGCCUUACAGCAUACUUCUCAGUCAUUGCCCAAGUUUAUCAAAGAAUCCUUAAAACAAAUUCUGGAAGAGUAUGACUCUAGACAGAUCUUCUACUUUCUCUGCCUUAACCUUGCCUUUACAUUUGUCGAAUUAUUCUAUGGUGUGUGGACGAACAGCCUUGGCCUCAUUUCUGAUGGUUUCCACAUGCUGUUUGAUUGUUCGGCACUAGUCUUGGGUCUCUUUGCAGCCCUAAUGACCAGAUGGAAGGCAACUCGAAUUUACUCGUAUGGAUAUGGCCGCCUUGAAAUUUUGUCUGGAUUUAUUAAUGGCCUUUUCUUAAUGGUUAUAGCGUUUUUUGUUUUCAUUGAGUCAGUGGCAAGAGUUUUUGAUCCUCCAGACAUUGACACAGAAAUGUUAACGCCAGUUUCCAUUGGGGGUUUGAUAGUGAACCUGAUUGGUAUCUGUGCCUUUAGCCAUGCACAUUCCCAUGGGGGUUCUCAUAGCAGCUGUUCUUCACAUGAACACGGCCACGGACAUGGACAUGGGCAUUCGCAUGGUGACCAUGGGCAUGGAGGUCAUGGCCAUAGUCACAGCCACAACCAUGGCCAUUCCCAUGGAUCUUCAACAGGAGGAAUGAAUGCUAACAUGAGAGGAGUAUUUCUGCACGUGCUGGCAGAUACGCUAGGCAGUGUUGGAGUGAUAAUCUCUUCUCUUCUGAUACGCCAGUUUGGAUGGCUAAUUGCAGAUCCUAUUUGCUCUCUCUUCAUUGCUGUGUUAAUUUUUUUAAGUGUCAUCCCACUCAUGAAAGAUGCUUGUCAGUUGCUGCUGCUACGGACACCACCAGAGUAUGAGAAACAACUCAGUAGUGCCCUUAAUAAGAUUCAGAAAAUUGAAGGUAUUAUAUCUUAUCGAGAUCCUCAUUUCUGGCGCCAUUCAGCUAGUGUAAUAGGAGGAACCAUCCAUGUGCAAGUCAUGCCAGAUGUUGUGGAACAGAGAAUCAUACAGCAGGUCACAGCUGCUUUAAAAGAUGCUGGUGUGAAUAACCUGUCAGUUCAGGUGGAAAAGGAGUCGUACUUUCAACAUAUGUCUGGACUUAGUGCUGGUUUCCAGGACAUCCUUGCUCUGACUCAGCAAAUGGAAGCUGUAAAAUAUCUGAAAGAUGGUACCUACAUCAUGUGACAAGUCCUGAAACCUACUAAAAAGGAGCGAUGGCAAUUCAAUCUAACAGGGAUUUAUAAAUAGUAUUUAUUUUAAGAAAAACUGAACAAAGUCAUCUGCAUUAUAUAGUUGUUUUGAAACAUUGUUCAUGUUUAUUUUCAUCCAGAUUGGUGAAUGGAAAUUUGAAUUAAAGAUGUAAAUUGUCAGCAGUAGUGAGGAGGACAUUUUCAGCAUUUAAACCCUUGGAACAAUCUAUUCUUAAUUCUUAUCGCACAGCCACAGGAUUUUAAUCAUGUUUACAUUUUAUCUAAAAAGAUCAGAUAUUUUCUUGUCCGCUACAUUAUGUCACAUGAUCACAUUACCAAUGGUUUUAGGAAGGUAAUGAAAUUUGGUUAUACUGAGAUUUUUAAUUCUUGUGCUAAUGCUGCAUCCAGUUUGUUUUGUGUGGAAUUGCUUGUUAAUAACUGACCAAGAAUUUGCUGUUACCAGUUUUGUGUAAUAUGUUUUGCAUUGUUUGUUAUAUGUGUACAAAUCCUGAGUAAUUUCCUUCUUGAUGAACCAUUGGAUGUCAAAUAUCAUUCUAUCCUUUACCCGCAUCUUUAAUAAGUAAAUUUAAAAAACAGAAAAAACUAUAUAUGUGGCAAAUCUGAAUGGAAACUGAAAAUACUCAGCAGAUCAGGUAGCAGCUUUGGAGAGAGUCAGAUACAGGAUUUCAUCGGAUGUAAGAUAAUCGACCUGAAAUGUUAAUUAUUUUCUCUCCACUGAUGCUGGAUGUUUCUGUAUUUGUUUUUGUAAGAUACUUAUAGAGAGGGGGAAGGGGAUUGAACAAAUAGCACAUACCUACCGGAAAGAAUUAAAUAGACAUUUAAUGGAUUCCGCUGCCUGUUUAAAACACAAAUAGUGUAUUUUAUUUUCCCAACCAGCUCCUGAAUAUUUCCAUUGAGACUUCUCAUUUCACACCUUUUCAUAGAUGUCGGCAAAUCAGACAAAAUUAUUCCCUGCGAUAAUCCAAAGAUGAUGAUGGUCUCAAUGUGACUAACUUCACCUCUUAGUUAGGAAUUUGAUGUUAAAUUCCCCAUUGGGGGAAUGUUCAACUUGUUUUCAAGUUGCUAGAAUUUAAAGUGGCACCCACAAUAUUCUAAAUUCUUGUUUGUCUUCUUUGGUCAUAGCUAAAGUAUAGCCUACUUUUUAUAAGUGUCAGAAAUAUACUUCUGUACAUAUGGUACUAAGCUAUUGUAAUAGUCAUAUGAAUCUAGAAAAUAAUAAUCUAUUCCAAUAAUCUUAGAUUGUUUAAUGAUAUUUUCUUGUCUCUCGCCCUAAAUCUUCAUGUAAACAAAGUUAUUGCAAAAAAUAAGGCCAGUGUAUGUAUUUAUAUUAAAAUGAAACAAUGUUACGAUGUUGGCAUCA